AUGCCUCCGUGGAGCGAACGGGCUCCAUUAUUCAAUAAGCGUCUGUCGUCGCUGCGUAAGGAAGAGCUACAGAGGCUGGCGGCACAUCUUGGGCUUGACGAAGGGGGCACGGUAGCGGUCCUCAAGGCCCGAGUAAGACAGAAGCUUCUGAGCGACAUCAAGUUCUAUAUGGACCACCCGGACUUCAGGGCCUUGUUCACAAGACACGAACUCGCGGACAUCAUCGAGGGGGCAUCAAGCUCUUCAGGCUCCCCCUUCCAUGGCAUCUCCCUCGAGGCGGAGGCGGCUCCGGAUGGCGAUCGCCCACAUGAGGAAGAGGAUGACGAAUCGGGGCAGGAGGGCAUAGGCCAAGACGCGGGGCUGGAAGGGGAAGAACCGGAUGAGGAUGGCGAGGCACGAACCCCACCGCCGUCAGAUGACAUGGGUGAGUCGUCGUUGUUGGAUCAUUGGUGGCUCAUCCCCCCCGACUCCGCCUACGUCCCCGACGCCGUCUGGCCAGGAGGACCCCAGCCUUCACCAGCACCGGGUGAGGCGACAAUCCAGCAGAGAUUCGGAGACAUGGCGAGGAUUGGGAAGCCCACCACCGAAGCCUCACCACCGGAAGCGGACACGCGAUCGGUCACGCUCCGGGCGGCGCCAUUCCCACCGCACCUCACGCGAAAGGAAGAGAAGGCGUAG
Molecule: messenger RNA, 678 nt
Organism: Punctularia strigosozonata HHB-11173 SS5
Lineage: Eukaryota; Fungi; Basidiomycota; Agaricomycetes; Corticiales; Punctulariaceae
Exons: 2
Coding region: 1-678 (225 amino acids)
Source: RefSeq, a predicted model, not a curated record